AUGGCCGAAAACGAAAGGACCAAGGCUUCUGCGUGGGAUGAUGACGAUGCGCCGGCGCCUUCGAGACGUGUGCUAGGAGUUUUCAAGGACCCGGAGCCCGGCUUCUCGGCAACAGUGAUAUCGAUCUUUGCAAAUUUCGCAAUGACGAAUAUGUAUGGCGUUUCGGGCAAUGGUAAACUCGCCUACCUGGCCUCCGUUUUCACAGUGCCGUUUUCUGUUUAUAGUUGUGUUAAGGAUCAAGCUAAAGACUACGAAAAGUGGAAGGAAUUGAGCGUUCUACGGCAACGAGGGACCCCUGAUAGAUUUAUGCCCUACAAGUGCAAAUACGACUGGACAGAAUAUGAGAGACGGGAACGCGACAAGCUCAUCGGACCAGCGAAA
This is a messenger RNA of Mesorhabditis spiculigera, 381 nucleotides long. The record is from the annotation of a GenBank genome assembly. NCBI's taxonomy places the organism in Eukaryota, Metazoa, Nematoda, Chromadorea, Rhabditida, Rhabditidae.